AUGUCCUUAUUCGUACACUCCAGCGAGGAGGAUGACGGUCCUAGCUCUAACCCAAGUAUCCACAGAAAACUACUACAUUCGAAAAACAAGCCAACCACCACCACCACCCCCCCAAAAAAAAAUUUGACAUUUACAGCAUCGACGACUCAAAUCUCACAUCUUUCAGACGUGUUUCAAAGCCUUUUAUCCGUUAACAAACAAACUAUAAUAAUUAUUAAACCCGUAGGCAUAUCGCUACAUUCAACUUGUAACUACACCACCAACGUUCAUGUCAAUAUAGAUCCAUCCUUGUUUAGCAUUUUCAAUAUUUCCCAGGAGGAAGAAGAAGAAGGUGAAGGGGAGGAUGCUGACUACACAGAGGACACAGAGAAGGAAGAGCACGCUGAGCAAGAGGAGUUGCAACUUCGACUAGGAGUUGACAUUGGUUUAAUAGCCGAUUGUUUCACGUCUGUUAUGAACACUAUUAGGUUCGAGUCCGCAGUAACCUGCUAUUUGACGUACAAUGGUGAAGGUCACCCCUUGGUGAUUGAAUUUGAAGAUAACUACAUCUCUGAAAAGCUAGAAUUUUACACUUUUUUCCUUGACAAUGAAGAUACUAUGGGUAUACUAGAUAAUGCGCUGCAGAUAGAUUAUGAAAAUGUUGUUAUGGAAGUCUUGGUAAAAAGUGACGUGCUAACAAACUUACUACAAGACUUGCACCAGAUAGGUACUGAAACGUUGUUUGUUUACUGUGCGAAAAAUGUGCUCAAUUUUAUUAGCAGUGGGCCCAUUGGCGUGUCAAAGUUGAUAUUCCCCAAUGAGAAAACUAUUAUGGAGAAACUAGACAUAAACUCUGCUUAUCAAUAUGUACUAUCGCAGUUUAAUUUCAACGAUUUCAACAAAAUUCUCAAGUCCGUAAAGCUAAGUUCGAGAUGCAAGAUUAUCAAAGAUUUUCAAGGCUUGUUUUCCAUUCAGUUACUUUGCAAAAAUCACCAACAGAGUGGUUAUCUGGGAACUUUGAUAACAAUACAUCUAACGGAAAUGAUGCAUGACGAAUUAAUGAUCAAAUCAAUUAUAGAAGAAGAACAAAACCAAAUUGAACAGAUACAAGCAGUCACUCGUCGGAAACUUGGACUUGGACUUGGCCUUGCUCCUGCUCUUGCUCCUGCUCCUGCUCCUCCUGCUCCUGCUCCUGCUCCUGCUCCUCCUGCUCUUGCUCCCAUAGUGGCCAAUUUAACCCAUGGGCUGUGGAACGGAAAUUUGAUCAACUCAUUCAAGAAAACUAAAUCUUUCGAGAAAUCCGUCAAAAGAAAUGGUUCUACCUCGGCUCACAACAACAACAACAACAACAACGACGACGACGACGACGACGACGCUGCUGUAGUCAAGCGUCACAAAAAUGAGGUUUCAGAGAAAAAAAGUAGCAAACUGGCACAACUACCGUUGUUUCUCUGA
Molecule: messenger RNA, 1434 nt
Organism: Lodderomyces oxycetoniae
Lineage: Eukaryota; Fungi; Ascomycota; Pichiomycetes; Serinales; Debaryomycetaceae
Exons: 1
Coding region: 1-1434 (477 amino acids)
Biological process (GO): DNA damage checkpoint signaling; DNA repair
Cellular component (GO): checkpoint clamp complex
Source: RefSeq, a predicted model, not a curated record